This is a messenger RNA of Morchella sextelata, 1746 nucleotides long. RefSeq lists its product as uncharacterized. The transcript is spliced from 5 exons. The record is from RefSeq and is a predicted model, not a curated record. Bases 1 to 1746 code for a protein of 581 amino acids. NCBI's taxonomy places the organism in Eukaryota, Fungi, Ascomycota, Pezizomycetes, Pezizales, Morchellaceae.
AUGCCACAAACCAUCCUUCCUGCAAUAAUUCCCGCAUCAAUUGUUUUGAGUUCAGUACCGCAAUUAAACGAUGACACUUAUUCUGGUGCAAUCAAAGAAGCGCUCUCGAUUGCAGGAUUAUGCUUAUUUUCACUUCGAAAUGACUUACCAGUAUCAAGCGCGUCUCUAUCAUGGGUAAUUGUAGCAUCAUUAUCAUCCACAACUCUGGCUGUCUUUGCAGGUCUCUCUUAUACUAGCCCCCCGAAAGAUGUCCAACAACCCGGUCCGGGUGAAACGCGCUUGUAUUCAGAACCAGUACUUUUCCGCUGUAGAACGCAUCACACACGUUUAUUCCCGCAGCGACAUUCACUUGCCUAUUCGGUUCUACAAUGUGGAAUGCCACUGAAGUUCAAAGGCUCGGUAGGGCGUUUGUUCUCGUUCAGUAACGGGCAUAAUAAGGAUAAGAAAUGGUCCCUGUUCGGCGUGGAUUCGAGGGAUUAUCUGAGGCGUGGAAAUGAGACGAUGGAGGAGAAAAUGAAAGUAUUUCUGGCUGAAAAUGACAUGAAUCUUAAUGACUACCCUACAGUUUAUCUUAUUACAGCUCCACGAUUUCUGGGAUAUCAGUUUAAUCCUGUGAGCUUCUGGUAUCUGAAAAACAAAGAUGGAGUGUUGUCCCUGGUGAUUCUCGAAGUAAACAAUACUUUUGAUGAGCGGUACAUUCAAAACUUCUCCAAAGAGUUUCAUGUAUCGCCCUUCAACGACCGAACGGGGAAAUAUAAUGUCUUGACUCGCGACCCUCUCUCUGAAAAAGAGGAUUCCAAUGGAAUUGUAAACACUACAAUAACUCUCUACGAUGAUUUCGAUAAUAAGAAGCUCAUCGCAGGUUUACGCUCUGUGGCACCUCCAAUAUUUCUUUCAGAGCUUUCGACAUCGGUCAUAAGUUCUACAGUUUUCGUGAUAAAAUAUGGAUGGAGCGGCUUGAUCACGUUUCCCAGGAUUGUAUGGGAGGCGGCAAAGUUGUUUGGUGUGAAGAGACUAAAGGUCUACCUUAGACCAGAGGUGAAGAGAAAGACAAUCAGCCGGAAUGCAACCGCGCUGGAAAUUGAACUAGAGAAAUAUUUCAGACUGUACCUUCGUAUUAGAGUUGAGAAACAUCCUGUCCCGACCAUAAUACAUUACAAUUCCGCCGGAAUUGGGAAUCUGCCUCAUAAAGAGACAUUUAAAUCCGCUGAGGCAGCAGCCAUGGUACCCGAGAUUACCUUCACUGUCCUUAGUCCCAGGUUCUACACAGUCUGGGCGGCAAACUGGUCUAUACAAGAAGUUUUAUCUGCUGAAGAAUUAAAGCCAGAACAUAAGAAGAUUGUUGAGAUAUCUGAUGUUGUUCGAGUUACAAAGCUUUUGGAUCAUACGCCUCUGGCGCCAUGGAAUAGGAAAUACCACGGACGGGCACUUACGUGGCCGCUCAUUAAAAUAAUGAGAGGGCAAAAGCCUUCUGCUUUGGAUCGGCUUUUGACAAAGGAUCUCCAGAUCCUCAAUGCACCCAAGGUUGACCCUAUAGGAUAUAGUAGAUGUGUUUUGCAAGCAGUGCUGACAAUGAGAAUUUUCUAUGGGGAUGAGAUGUGGUUGGGGGCUUAUGAUCUGGCUAUUAGAGGGAUUCUAGUGUACUUUGCGUGGAGUGGAUUCAUGGAGGCUGGAGGUUUUGCUUUGAAGCCUUGGGGAGCUAUUGGGGGGUUGAUGGUGUGGAGGAUUGUGAAGGAUUUUAUGUAA